CCUUUGAAACGUGGUAGCUCGGCUCUGGCAGCGGCGACCACGCCAUUUGGAUACUCCGGGCAGGCAGAUCUAGGCUCUGCUGGUAGUACCACUGCAACUACUAACACCAUUGCACAAAACUCGCAAUCAGGCAGGCCUCCCGGGGACUCCCAUAUUUCCACCGAUGGUUUAUGUGGCUCUGCGCCAUCUUCCGUCCUGGCUGCGGUCCGUUCUGCAGGUCCGGAAGAGUUUUUGCGCUCUGUAAACCUUUUUCUAGCUAAUCUGGACUCUCGUUUUCUCUGGCGCUUUAUCGGAAGUCAGUUUAAGCGACUGCUGUUGCCGUGGCAAUCGUCACCUCCAUCCACCGAGGCAUCGUCUGUCACAGAUAUCCCUAAGGAUGACGAGGACCGCCGAAGCUCAAGUCAUAGUCCGACCCAGUCUACCAACGUAAUGGCUGUGGACAACCUCUUGCCUGGCCGAUCAGUUGGGUUGAAUGAGUGGUGCCACACCGUCCGAUUCAUUUUGGUUCACUUCCCAAUUGAUACGUAUCCUGACGUUCGGGGUAAACAUCUGCCUUGGUUGGUGACUCAAAUUAUCGACUGGACUCUGCAGCGGAUGCAAUCUAAUAUGGAUAGCCAGCAGCAGACGCAGCAACAAAAAAUAACUGCUAUUUCGAACCAGGAGAUGCUAAGCCUACUGCUCGUCCUUCGUUGCAUGCUGGCCCAUGUAGUCGAGUGUAACGUCGGCGCACUGGUGAAAAUAACGGUCGGAAUUGUUGGCUCAGUUGUCAUGAGGGAAGGCAAAUCCACUUCUGGUUGUCCUGAUUCCUAA
Molecule: messenger RNA, 810 nt
Organism: Protopolystoma xenopodis
Lineage: Eukaryota; Metazoa; Platyhelminthes; Monogenea; Polystomatidea; Polystomatidae
Source: the annotation of a GenBank genome assembly